Bipolaris oryzae ATCC 44560 is the source of this 1440-nucleotide messenger RNA. RefSeq lists its product as uncharacterized. Gene Ontology annotation, molecular function: metal ion binding. Lineage: Eukaryota; Fungi; Ascomycota; Dothideomycetes; Pleosporales; Pleosporaceae. The record is from RefSeq and is a predicted model, not a curated record. The coding region runs from base 1 to 1440 and encodes 479 amino acids. The transcript has a single exon.
AUGGCCACCCAAUACCAGAAUAUCUGCUCGUUACCAGAAGAUGUCCGUUUCUAUCUUCUCCGCGGAAAUACCAUGGUGCCACUCAUACCAGCCGAUCAGCUACCAUUCCAACUUAAGGGGAUUCCGCGGCAACUUACGCAUCGUCAAAUGUCAGACCAGGGCUGGAAACUAUUCAAGGAGACAAAAGACGCGGCUUCUGUACUCUCAGUCCAAGCGCCCAUUACCAACGAUAGACUUUCGCACUGCUCUCUAGAUGGGAAACCUCAAUAUCUCGCGCCUGACCACAAUGUCCGGACUGAGUCGCAGUACACAACGACAGCUCUCAGUCGUGCAGGCCGAUUGUCGCCGCAAUCACCAUACGACUGUCUCGGGACGCCGUCCAGCACCGGUUCCGAGCGCCAGUCGUCGCUAGCCGACGCCGUGGCUUCAGUGUACCAGAGGGAAGCCCAGCGAUCAGGGUACAACAACCACUCUAACCCCAGCCCCGAGCCCUCGAAAAAAGUAUAUUGCACGCACUGGAUCGCAACCGGCGAAUGCAGAUGGAUGCACACGGGGUGCAAAUACAAGCACGAAAUGCCUGGAACCGAAAAGCUCCGCGAGCUAGGUUUCACCCGCGGCACUCCCCGCUGGUGGAGGGAGAGAAAUGCAGUGUCUCCUGCCAAGCCACUAACGUGGAUGCAGCGCAAAGUACUAGGCGGAGGAGCAAGCAGUCAGGGUCUGGAGCCGCCUUCUGAGGAAAAUAUGCCUCCAUCCGCCCGAUCAUUUACGGAUGCAAUGACGCUUCGCGCCCAUAGAUUCGAAGAUCGAUAUACACCCGGCGGUGAGGUACAGAAGAUCGGUGGUGGUGGUAGUAGUAAUGGUGGCGUUUCCAAGCUUCGUCAGGGAUCAACUGAACACUCAGCUGCAUCAUCUACUAGUACUAUAACCCCCAACCUCAUAGAUCUAGACGACACACCCAUCGUUCCCCCACCCAGCCCCUCGCAAUCCCAAGCCUCGACCGUCGAGUCAAGCGAAACACGCACCCCGCUUUCCCGCACCUCGUCGUCUUCCCCGCCUACUUCACCCAGAAUACCCCGCAAGACCCCACUUACCAAGACUUCACGUCAAAAGAUGAGACCUGCGUCGUCUUCGUCUUCCCCUUCUUCUUCUUCUUCUUCUUCUUCGCCGUCAUCGUCGUUGUCGUCUUCGUCUGAGGAAGAUAGUUCGGACAGUGAGAUUGAUACUGAUACUGACACUGAUGACGCUCUUGCUGCUCCUGUUAGUUCUGCACAUCGACAGCGUCGCUCUAAGCGUGAUGCUAGUGUUCCGAAUGUUACAUCGGCUGCCAGACGUGUGACGGGGAGUGAAGCGAAGCUUAGUCUUGCUAGUUCAAAGUACGCGGUCAAAAUGCCUAGGGUUCAGCGGGAAGUGCGUGGGGAGCAAGGUGGGCAGAAGAGUUGA